Molecule: messenger RNA, 741 nt
Organism: Cryptococcus wingfieldii CBS 7118
Lineage: Eukaryota; Fungi; Basidiomycota; Tremellomycetes; Tremellales; Cryptococcaceae
Exons: 3
Coding region: 1-741 (246 amino acids)
Biological process (GO): endoplasmic reticulum to Golgi vesicle-mediated transport; vesicle fusion with Golgi apparatus
Cellular component (GO): trans-Golgi network; membrane
Source: RefSeq, a predicted model, not a curated record
AUGGCCCACUUCAACCAGCCCUACCAGCAGUACCCCCACGCAGCACAGCCCAGCAACCUUCAGUUCUACAACGCCGCACCCUAUGACGCCCGCCCGGAGGGGAGCAUGGCCAGCGCCUAUGGCGGCAACAUGGGCAGCAUGGGCAGCAUGAACCUCGGGGGGUCCAGCAUCGACAACGGGAGGUGGUGGGAGGCGUUUGGAACGGGCGGAUUUGAUGGGGAGCCGAGUCUGAUGGAAGAACUCGGCAUCAACCCCUCGCACAUCCUCCAGAAAUCAUUGACAGUGCUGAACCCGUUAUCAAAGGUGUCUGGGAAUAUCAUGGACGAUGCGGACUUGGCGGGGCCGUUCGUCUUUUGCUUUGCCUUCGCGUUCUUCCUGUUACUUUCCGGCAAACCCCAAUUCUCCUACAUCUACGGCGUCGGCCUCCUCGGCACAACGGCCAUCUACCUCCUCCUCAACCUCAUGUCCGAAACCGGCAUCGACGCCUACCGCACCGCCUCCGUCCUCGGCUACUGUCUCCUUCCCAUGGUCGGUCUCGGCGGCCUGGGCAUGGGUGUCGGGAUCGACUCUGCCGUCGGGUACGUCUUGAGCGUGGUCAGUAUCGCCUGGUGUACGCAUUCGGCGAGCGCAAUCUUUGUGGCAGUGUUGAGGAUGGAUCAUCAGAGAUUGUUGGUGGCGUACCCGAUUGGGCUGUUGUAUGGGUGCUUUGCGCUGUUGAGCAUCUUCAAUGUAAAAAAGUAG